GCCCGUCUCCGCGUAAGUGCACAAGCUCCCCGGCCCCAGGCCCGGGCCCCCAGGAGGCCUUCAUGGAGCCCGAGCGCUGCCUGCCUUAUGGAGCGGGUCCCGGAGCUUACCCAGCGGGGGCCGACAAGCCCCCAGGACCCCCGCCUCACCUGCACCCAGCUCCACUCCCCGGACCCCGGAUUGCUCGCUACGCGACGACCUGCGGAACACUGGAGCCUUAUUCCCCGGAGGCGGCCAAGCCCCCCGCCAAGUACCUGCAGGAAUCCGGGCCUGGGCCGACCCUCAACGGCAGGCGCUUUUACGAGGCCCCUGCGGAAGUGGAAGAGAAGGUCUCCAAAGUCACCAGCUUCCCCCCACUGCCUCUAGACUGUCCAGGGGGCCCCUUGGAGGGACCUCCAGAGCUAAGAGGUUCCCCAGCACCCUGCCUGGCCAGGCUUCGGGGACCUCUCAGCCCCCAGCUCACUGACUCAAUGGAACUACCCAAGAACAAAAACAAAAAACGGAGGAACCGAACCACGUUCAGCACCUUCCAGCUGGAAGAGCUGGAGAAGGUUUUCCAGAAGACCCAUUACCCUGAUGUGUAUGCAAGAGAACAGCUAGCCCUCAGGACCGACCUGACUGAGGCCCGGGUACAGGUCUGGUUCCAGAACCGAAGAGCUAAAUGGAGGAAACGGGAGAGAUAUGGGAAGAUCCAGGAGGUGAGGAACCCCUUCACAGCCACCUAUGACAUUUCAGUGCUACCCCGGACAGACAGCUAUCCCCAGCUGCAGAGCAACCUGUGGCCCAGUCCAGGCUCCGGGAGCCCCGGAGGCCCCUGUCUGAUGCCCCCAGAGGGGAUUCCAUCCCCGUGCACGUCACCGUACUCCCAUUCCCACAGCAAUGUGGCUGGUUUUAUGGGCGUGCCAGCUUCCCCGGGACCUCCUCCGGGCAUCUAUUCCAUCCAUGGAUUCUCCCCGGCUCUGGGGGGCCACAGCUUUGAGACAGCCCCUGAUGGUGACUACAAGUCUCCCAGCCUGGUCUCUCUGAGGAUGAAGCCCAAAGAGCCACCAACCCUCCUCAACUGGACCACGUGAUUGGGUCACCCCAAUUCUGGACUGCCUCCUCCUGGACUGCCCUACAGAUCUUCCUCAUCAGAUGCAGCCAGUCCUUAUUCUUUUUUUUUCCAGUCCUUAUUCUUAAUCUACCCCCCCCCAAGUCCCAUAUACAGGAGAGGGAUCAUUUCUGCCUCUAUUAAUUUUUAGACACCAGAGAGGGCACAUCCUCUACCCCUCAUCUGCCACUCUCACCCACCCUACCCCUCACACAGAGAGGUCCAAAGCAGCUGUGUCUACCCCAAGUCCAACAAUGGACUGGAAUUGUCUUCCUUCCUUCCUUUCCUUUUCCUCUUAUCCUCCCUUCUUUUUUCUCCUUCCAUUCAUCUUCCUUCAUUCCUUUUUCCCCUCCUCCCUCCUUUCCUUCCUUCUUUUCUUCCUUUCCUUUUUCCUCUUAUCUUUCCUUUUUUCCUUCCAUUCCUCUCCCUUCCUUCCUUUUUCUUCCCUCUUCCCUUCUUCUUCUUCCUUCCUUCCUCUCUCCCUCCCACCCUUCUUUUUUUCCUCCCUUCCUUUCUUCUUUUUUUUCUUUCCUUCCCAGUAGCUCUGCAGAGAUGAUAGGAAUUUUCCACCUGCCUGGGCACUUCAAUAGCCACCUGGACAUCUUAGCCCUUUUUCUAAUCUGCUCCCCAUCCUUGGGGUUGGGGAGAUUUGGGAAACAGCUGCUCUUCCUCCCUUGAGGCUCUUUCUCAUUCAAUCUGCAGACUCCCAGAUUCAGGGAGUCCCCGUUCGUGGUAGUGAUGGGGCCUCAGGUAGAUGAGGUAAGAGCUGGAUUGGUGAAUGCUACAGAACACCAUGAAGCUUCCAUUGGGGGACAGCAUUAAGGAGACAACAAUAGGCAGCCAGCCAAAGUGGCCCCAACUGUGCCAGUGACAAUGGCAAUGAUACUGAGAACUGAUGCCCUUUUCUAAGUGCUUUCCCAUAUCUCCUCCUGAGUGAUUCUCAUACUCUCAUUACCCAGUAAGAAGGGUGCCAACGAGAGGAGGUCAGGUCGAUCUGUUCCAUGUUUUCUCUUGGUGGCAGGGACCAUAGUGGAAGUCCUUUGGACAAUCCUUGGUUCUACAGAUGAAGAGUUAAUAAGAGACAGAGCUGGGAUUUGAAUCCAGGCCUUCUUUGGGGCUUUUAAUUCUACUAUUCUGUUGAAGGAGAUUUUAACCAUUUUCCACUUCAAAAUGUUUCUUAUCCUUAUUCCCAGCCAACAGCAGGAGAAGAGGGAGUAAGGAGGAACCUGUUAAAUGGGAUGGGAUGGGAUGGGAGUGGGAAGGCAGCUGAGAUGACUGACAGGGCUCAAUGGCAUGAUGUCCCAGUCCACCACAGCAUGAAAAUCUUCAAGGAUGAAGAGAAUUUCAUGGUGUUGGGUUUUCCUUAUCCCCACUCUCAAAGCCCUUGAACCCUGCUCCCUCCCAGAGGAAUAGAUGUGUUAUUUGGGGAGGCUUUUCCUCUGGACCCUACACCUCCCUCAUUCUUGAACCCCCUUUUCCCAUUAGUCUAUGGAGUCAUCCCCUGGUUCCCUAAGGAACUGAAAUUCCAAAGCAAAUCACCAAAUAUGGCAAUUUUGGUGAGCCUUCCCAUGGUGUAGGUCCAGAGCCAUCACAGAGCUGUGCCAGGCUAUUGUCAUGGAAACACCAAUGGUUCCCAAACCCCCUCCUCCCAAACCCUGGAACCAUUGGUUGGCUCCUCAGUAAAGAAGAGCUAUGACCCAAUUCCUCCGUAGUCUCCCCAUCAGGGGACACCAAAUAAAUGUUGACCCCGUGAUAUUCUAACCACCCUAUUUUGUAAAAACUACAUCCGCAAAGUUUUUGUCAUUGUCAUAAACAAUAAAGGGCUUUCUUUUUA
Messenger RNA from Antechinus flavipes (yellow-footed antechinus), 2924 nucleotides. RefSeq names its product ALX homeobox 3 (gene ALX3). Gene Ontology annotation, biological process: regulation of transcription by RNA polymerase II. NCBI's taxonomy places the organism in Eukaryota, Metazoa, Chordata, Mammalia, Dasyuromorphia, Dasyuridae. Gene Ontology annotation, molecular function: RNA polymerase II transcription regulatory region sequence-specific DNA binding; DNA-binding transcription factor activity, RNA polymerase II-specific. The transcript is spliced from 4 exons. Bases 63 to 1073 code for a protein of 336 amino acids. The record is from RefSeq and is a predicted model, not a curated record.